Messenger RNA from Pristis pectinata (smalltooth sawfish), 2535 nucleotides. RefSeq names its product pleckstrin homology domain containing, family O member 2 (gene plekho2). The transcript has 6 exons. The record is from RefSeq and is a predicted model, not a curated record. Lineage: Eukaryota; Metazoa; Chordata; Chondrichthyes; Rhinopristiformes; Pristidae. Bases 236 to 1615 code for a protein of 459 amino acids.
CCCUCCAUUCCUACCCCCUCCCUUCCCCUUUUCUCCACACGCUCCCCAACCCCUCCCUCCUUCACCCCUCAGCCCUCACCGCACCCUCUCCCUCUCCCUCUCCCCCUCCCCCUGCGCUCGGCCUGUUGCCGGAAGCAGGCGCAGUGAGUCAGAGAGAGGAAGCGCCGAGCCCGGGCCGCCCCUCACAGGAUGCUCGGAGCUCGGACCGUCCCUGCCCAGAGACUGAGCCGCCGGCAUGGGAGAGGAGGGGGGCAGUCCGGGCCAGGCUGGCUGGGUCCGCAAGCAGUGCAGCCGCGGGCUUCUCGGGGGUGGCUGGAAGGAGCGCUACAUCCGACUAGACAGAGGCCGCCUCCUCAUCUACGAGCAGCAGGGUGAUGCCCAAUGUGAGGAGACAGUCGACCUUGGGAAGUACCAGUGCUGUCAGGAGCUGCGAGGGUUAAUAAAGAAGAGAAAACAGUUUAGACUGACUCUUGUCCGUUGCUCUGGAACUAAGGUGCCCGAACCAAAGUUUCAAGUUCCAAAUGCUGAAGAGAAGGAUUUGUGGCUCACUGCCUUAAAUGAUGCAAUCAAAGAAGCCAACAAUGAACAGUUUAAUCAGGUUACAGUGGAUGAAAAAAGUUCUCUGGAUCACUUGACACGUAACAGAGCAAAAAUAAAUCACACCCGAAGACCACCAACUAGACAUCAUCGGAGAGAAGUUGCCACUGCUGUGUCUGACGGAAUGCAGAGAUUGGAACUUGGUGCUCAGAAUCUUACCACACAUGACACAACAAGUGAAGAGCAAUCAAAGGCAAAAGUUAGUGACCAGACCAACAAGAAUAGGCCUAUCCUCAUGCCUAAGAUCAAACCUGGUAACGUAAAGGUUAAUGAUGGGUCAGAGCUGAUGGUCAGCCAAAGCGAGGAGCCGGCGGCCAAGGAGGGGCAGGAGCCGGCGGCCAAGGAGGGGGAGGAGCCGGCGGCCAAGGAGGGGGAGGAGCCGGCGGCCAAGGAGGGGGAGGAGCCGGCUUGCAAGAAUGAGGAGCAAGCAGCCAAGGAGGGCAAAGAAAAUGCCCUAUCACACACCGUAGAAACUGUUUCUCAUAGCCUAGAAGAUGAACCUGAUCUCCAAGCAGAUGUAUCCAAGGAUGGCGAAGUGAAGAAGCUGUCUUCUAAAACAAACAAUAUUAGUUCACUUAGUAAAGCAAAUCUAUCCAGAGUUAAAUGUUCUUCCUUGGGAGAUAUCUUAGCAGAAUCCAAGCCAAAAGGAAUGAGGAAGGAAGUUAAGCCAUAUUAUGCUGGCUUAAAGAAAGAGAAUGUGGAAGCAAUGAAAGGUGAAAUAGCACUGGAGCUAAAAGUAACCGAGGAACUUCUCCAACAAGUGUCUAAGGUCUGCAGUCCAGGUGAUGACACAGGAGGUGAGCACCAUCCUCAGAACGAUAUCACACAAGACAGCCAGUCAACCAAGAGUGCUGCACAGUUAUUAAACGAAGCCAUAGCCAAGUGGUCAGAGGCUGACAAAGUCUUGCAGGAACUUAAAGAUUUAAAGGAAUUGUGCAAGAAGUCUGAGGGGCUCACCUUGGAGGAGAAAGAAAGACGUAAAAACCUGUUGACUAUCCAUAGAAGAAGUGUGCCGUAGAUUGACUGUAAUGUACGAGAACGUCAGCACAAACUUGGUGGGACAAGAUGUAAUACACCAAUCUUGAACCAGGUUUCUUGCAUUGUGUUAAAUUUAUUUGUAGAAAUUGGGUAGGAAGUGGGAGACUUGGACAGAUGACUGAGAGUCAUAGAUUUUUUUGUAAAAGAAUCGUUUGUAUGGUAUUGAGCUGAGAUUCUGUGAUCGUGCACUGAUGAUCCCAAUAUGGUUAUACUAAUCACCAGCUUGACUGCUAUGGAGAUUCAAACAUUUUGCACAUGGCUCAGUUUUUGCCUUUUAGCUAAUGAAGAGCUUCCUCAGAUUUUUCUGCUCUUAUCUUGUUGUUUCAACUCUCUGGCUUUCCUGCUGCGUCGCUCCUCUACGAUUUAGAGCAAAUGCAGGGGACGUAGAAUUCCUACUGCAUGCAGCAUGUCCUUUCUUAAAUUGUCCAAUGGUAUGAUGAAGGUUGUUGCAAUAGAUUUCUUUCUGACAGUGUUGUUGUCAGUGUGAUGGGAAGGAUGUUGUUUGUGAGUUUUGCUUGUGGCUACGAUGUCCACUUCUGACCAGGGUUAGAAGGUUCAAGGUUCUGUAAUCAUUGAAAUAUGAAUGUAUGGUUGCUGAUUUGUAUCCUCCAGUCAGUAUUUGAGUUACCGCAAGUAUUACUGUAUUUAGAUUAACUGCAUUGUUCAAACAAUAUUUGUAUUUCUGUGAACUUCAAUUAUUUUUACUGCCAGUAUUAAUAUUUAUGCAAAAAAAACCAAGAUGACUGUCUUAGUAUAUACCCAGUGAAAUGUUUUUAUAUUAUCCUACCAAUUAACACUGGCUUAUUGCUUUAUUUAUACUUUAACCAUGUUUAUAUUUUUCUGUAAUAAGGAAGUCAUGCCAUGAAAUAAUGUGGAAACACUUCAAAAUAAAAUGGCAUU